Ricinus communis (castor bean) is the source of this 3449-nucleotide messenger RNA. RefSeq names its product probable LRR receptor-like serine/threonine-protein kinase At3g47570. NCBI's taxonomy places the organism in Eukaryota, Viridiplantae, Streptophyta, Magnoliopsida, Malpighiales, Euphorbiaceae. The record is from RefSeq and is a predicted model, not a curated record. The coding region runs from base 105 to 3215 and encodes 1036 amino acids. The transcript is spliced from 2 exons. Gene Ontology annotation, molecular function: protein kinase activity; ATP binding; protein binding. Gene Ontology annotation, biological process: protein phosphorylation.
GCAAAUCCGCCCAUUGCCAUUCCUAUAUAUUGAUUCAUUUACAAUAGGUUCAGAAAUAGCUGCCACUUGCACUAAGUGGCUAAACUCACCAUUAGCCAAAAGAUAUGGCAAUUAAGUGGCGAUCACUGCACGUCUCUCUCUACUGGUGCUUGUUGUGCUCGUUCAAUUUCACCACUUGCUUGAGAAAUGAGACCGACAGACUUGCUUUAAUAUCCUUUAAAGAUGCCAUACAACAAGACCCUUUUCAAGUCUUAAGCUCUUGGAACGAUUCCAUGCAUUUCUGUCAUUGGCGUGGUGUUAUAUGUAGUCGCCGACAUCCUGACAGGGUGGUAGCCUUGAACCUGAAGUCUCAGGGCUUGGUAGGAACAAUGUCACCGCAUAUUGGAAAUCUCUCCUUCCUCAAGAAUAUUGAUUUUCGAAAUAAUAGCUUUCAUGGUCAAAUUCCACAAGAGAUUGGUCGUCUGCGCCGCCUGAAAUAUAUUAUUCUGAGCAACAAUUCAUUCCAAGGUAACAUACCCACCAACUUAUCUUAUUGUUUGGACCUUAUGGAGCUUAAUCUGAUUGACAACAAGCUGGUGGGUAACAUACCUGUGGAGCUUGGAUCUUUACCAAAGCUUGGAGCUCUAGGCUUGGGCAAAAAUAACCUCACAGGAACUAUAACUCCUUCGAUUAUGAAUCUUUCAUCUCUUUGGCAAAUCUCCCUGAUGUCAAAUAGCCUGCAAGGACAGAUUCCAGAGGAAAUUUCUCAACUUAAGAACUUGGAAUAUUUGAUGUUUCAAGAAAAUAAUCUUAGUGGCGAGAUUCCUCGUGGACUCUUCAACAUCUCUAGCAUUCAGUAUUUCUCAAUGGGUUUUAACCAACUGCAUGGCAGCAUUCCCUCUAAUAUAGGCCUCACUCUUCCCAAGCUAUGGUACCUUUCAGUAAACUUCAACAAAUUAACGGGACCUAUACCGAUUUCAUUAUCAAAUGCUUCUGGCCUUACCGAAAUGGGUUUCUCUAUGAACGCUUUUUCUGGGUUAUUUCCCAAAGACCUUGGAAUGUUGAAGCGUCUUUUGUAUUUAGAUUGCUCUUCUAAUCAACUACAAGACGACUUAAGUUUCAUUGAGUCUCUAACUAAUUGUUCUAGUUUGACAGCUCUAGACUUGCAAUCCAAUCUUUUCCAAGGGAACGUGCCCAAUUCCAUUGCCAACCUCUCGAAAGACUUGAUGGCUAUAGCCUUGUCAGAUAAUCAGUUAAAAAAUACCAUUCCCCAGGGUAUUGAAAAUCUCCUUAAUCUAAGAUUCUUCCAGUUUGCUAGCAAUAAUCUCACUGGCCCCAUACUUAUUGAUUUCAAGAAAUUUCCAAAGCUGCAACUGUUGGAUUUGCAUAGCAACAAAUUCACUGGGAGUGUUCCAUCUUCAAUUGGAGGUUUGUCUAUGCUGACUGCUCUGUACAUGGGGGGCAACAAUUUACAGGGAAGUAUACCUCCAAGUCUUGGUGAUUGUCAAAAUUUGAUUGAAUUGGAUCUCUCUCUAAAUAAUCUCAGUGGUUCAAUACCCAAACAAGUUAUUGGCCUUUCCUCCCUUUCAAUUUCCCUUCUUUUAGCUUCUAAUGCGCUUACAGGUCCUAUCCCAUCAGAAGUUGGUUUGCUGCAAAAUUUGAUACGGUUGGAUUUAUCUGAUAAUGGAUUAUCUGGAGUGAUUCCCAACAGCAUUUCCAGGUGUAUGAGUUUAGAAAAGCUACAUUUAGAGGGAAAUUCAUUUGAAGGAGAAAUCCCUCAAAUUUUAGGUGCAUUACAAGGUUUGCAGGAGCUGGAUAUUUCACGCAAUAAUUUUUCAGGUCCAAUUCCAGAUUCCUUAACAGAAUUACAUUGGCUGAACUAUUUGAAUCUAUCUUUCAAUCAGCUUCAAGGGAAGGUUCCAGAAAAUGGCAUAUUCUUAAAUGCAAGUGCUGUUUCAUUGGUGGGGAACAGUGGUCUCUGUGGAGGUAUCACUGAAAUGAAGCAUCCUUCUUGCCUCUUCCCAAACUCCAAGAAGAAGAAAGUCUCCUUAAAAGUGAAAGUAGUAAUUGCAGUGGUCAUUGCUACAACAUUUUCGGCUCUCUUGGUGUGUUUUUCAGUUUACUUGCUUCGGAAAAGAAAGUCGAGAAAGAACAUUUCUGUGCCAUUUCCUGAGCACCAGUUUAUGAGAAUUUCCUAUGCAGAACUCUUCAAAGCGACGAAUGCAUUCUCUAUGGCCAAUAUUAUUGGUCUUGGUAGUUAUGGCUCUGUCUAUAAAGCUUUUCUUGAGCAAGUAGAGAUGACGGUGGCUGUGAAAGUUCUAAACUUGCAACAAAGAGGAGCGUCAAAAAGUUUCCUGUCAGAAUGCCGAGCUCUUGGAAGCAUUAGGCACAGAAACCUCUUGAAGCUACUAAGUGUCUGCUCUAGCAUUGACUUUGAAGGAAAUGAUUUCAGAGCUCUAAUAUAUGAAUUUAUGCCUAAUGGAAGCCUGGAGAGAUGGUUGCAUGCUCAUAGUGCGGGAGAUGAUGGACGAGAAACAGAAUCUAGAAAUCUGACACCACUAGAAAGGCUCAACAUAGCUAUUGAUAUUGCCACCGCAAUUGAAUAUCUUCAUAGUGGUAGCCUAUCAACAAUUAUACAUGGUGAUCUAAAGCCAAGUAAUGUUCUUUUGGACGAAGAGAUGACAGCCAACAUUGGAGAUUUUGGCUUGGCUAGGAUUGUGUCUUCAGUUUCUGGUGAGAUUCAACAAUGUCGGAGUACUUCUGGAGUAAUGAAGGGAUCCAUUGGCUAUGUCGCUCCAGAAUAUGGUAUAGGCGACAUAGCUUCUAUCGAGGGAGACGUCUACAGCUAUGGGAUUCUGCUAUUAGAGAUGUUUACAGGAAAGAAACCAACUGAUGAGUCUUUCAAAGAUGAUCUAAACCUUCAUACUUUUGUUGAGACAUCUUUUCCUCACAGGGUAAUGGAGAUCGUGGACCCAAGAAUUCUUUCAGGAGAUGAAGGGGUGAGCUUCAAGGGCUACAUCAUCUCUGUACUGAGAAUUGGAGUAGCAUGCUCCAUGGAACAACAAAGACAAAGAAUGGAGAUGAGAGGUGCAAUAAGUGAAUUGCAGAAGAUUAAAGAUUCUUAUCAGAAGGAAAGACUGAAGAAACGGACAAGGAAUGCUUAUCAGAUUGGAGUCCAAGCAGCUCCCACAAUCCAAACUAAUUCUAAGUAUCAAAUAGCAAUGUUAUCAAACUAAGUACGGUUGUUAUGGUGUUCCAGUCAGGUACAGUGUGAAACAGCAAUUUCAGAAGAACACAAAUCAGCAGCUGCUAUGUGAAAGUAAGCAACAAAUUAGACCAAAAUCAUUAGUGGCCAUUUACCAAUAAUUUAUUCACUGGAAAACAAAAAAAAUUAAAAUAAAAUAAGGAUUUGAAGUACAUCUACUAUUUUCUCAGAAUACAAUAUUUGAAUAUAUUUCAAUUUUGUGAAA